This is a messenger RNA of Solanum dulcamara, 495 nucleotides long. RefSeq lists its product as uncharacterized. The coding region runs from base 1 to 495 and encodes 164 amino acids. The record is from RefSeq and is a predicted model, not a curated record. NCBI's taxonomy places the organism in Eukaryota, Viridiplantae, Streptophyta, Magnoliopsida, Solanales, Solanaceae. The transcript has 2 exons.
AUGUUGUGUGACUUGGGUGCUAGCAUUAAAUUGAUGCCACUCACAGUGUUUCGACAAUUGGGCUUAGGAGCCCCCAAAUCAAAGUUAAUGCAUCUCUUGAUGGCAGAUCAUACUGUGAAAAAACCCAUGGGAAUUAUUUAUGAUCUUCUAGUAAAGGUCGAAUCAUUCAUAUUUUCUGCCGACUUCAUCAUUCUUGAUUGCGAGGUAGACUUUGAUGUUUCUAUCAUUCUGGGUAGACCAUUCUUGGCAACCGAACAAAUACCUAUUGAAGAGAGGUUAGGGGUUGAAGCUCUAGCUUCUGUCAUCAUGAACUUUGAUAUAGAUCACACUGGAGAGUAUGAUGAGAUUGUAUGUGCACUUAAUGGACUUGGGACUUUCAAUCAUGCACCUAAGAGACUCGACUUAGACUUAAAGAAUAGAGCAACUCUACCAGCGAAGCCAUCCAUCGAGGAACCUCCAAUUUUAGAAGUCAAAGCGCUACCAUCUCACUUGUAA